Messenger RNA from Anguilla anguilla (European eel), 6758 nucleotides. RefSeq names its product 1-phosphatidylinositol 4,5-bisphosphate phosphodiesterase beta-1-like. Lineage: Eukaryota; Metazoa; Chordata; Actinopteri; Anguilliformes; Anguillidae. Gene Ontology annotation, cellular component: nuclear speck; cytoplasm. The transcript is spliced from 34 exons. The record is from RefSeq and is a predicted model, not a curated record. Bases 394 to 4116 code for a protein of 1240 amino acids. Gene Ontology annotation, biological process: lipid catabolic process; phosphatidylinositol-mediated signaling; memory. Gene Ontology annotation, molecular function: calmodulin binding; calcium ion binding; phosphatidylinositol-4,5-bisphosphate phospholipase C activity.
GGACUGAAAUUGUGUAAGCGCGCGGGACGCAUGUUGCCUUAAACGCGAGGAGGCGCUGGCUCCCGCCGAGCGGAGCGCUCAAGUGCCCAGCCAAUGAGUCAGUGCGGAGAAACGCUCGCCCCGCGCUCCCCUGCUUCUGCCGUCAAUACCGCAACGCUAAACUGCCUUUCGCUGCCAGUCGCGUGUUCUCUGCCGUGGUUCCGAAUCUUUAGAGCUGUAACAGUGACCACAUGCGGGAUGAUGCGUUAACAACAUUAAACAACGCUCCCUGUUCGCCCAACGCCUCACUCAAGAACAUUAACAACAGCGGAGACUGCUUCCUGUGGGCUUUGAAUUAAAGAAAAGCAAACCGAAUUUGUGCUUUGCUCUCGCUUUGGAAGAGUGAAGGCGCAAAUGGCCGGGGCACAGCCGGGAGUUCACGCGCUGCAGCUCAAACCCGUCUCAGUGUCGGAGACUCUACGGAAAGGAAGCAAAUUCAUGAAAUGGGAUGAUGAUUCCACUGCUGUGAUACCCGUGAUCUUAAGAGUGGACCCACAGGGAUACUUCCUGUACUGGACCGAUCAAAACAAGGAGACUGAUCUUCUGGACAUCGCCCACAUCAAGGACACCAGAAAUGGGAAAAACACGAAAACCCCUAAGGAGGCCAAGCUGCGUGAGCUGCUGGACGUGGGUAACCUGGUUGGGAAGAUAGAGAACCGGCAGCUGACCGUGGUGAGCGGUCCAGACAUGGUCAACAUCACCUACCUGAACUUCAUGGCCUUCCAGGAGGAUGUGGCAAAGGAAUGGGCUGAGGAGCUGUUUAGCCUGGCAUCUAACCUGCUGGCUCAGAACAUGUCCAGAGAAGCCUGUUUGGAGAAAGCAUACACACGCGUGAAGCUGCAGCUCAAUCCGGAGGGACGCAUUCCUGUAAAGAACAUCUUCCGGAUGUUCAGUGCCGAUCGAAAGCGUGUCGAGACGGCGCUAGAGAACAGCAGUCUGCCAUCAGGCAGGAAUGACUCCAUCCCACCUGAGGAUUUUACCCCUGAGAUCUACAGAGUCCUGCUCAACAGCAUCUGCCCCCGGCCCGAGAUAGACACCAUCUUCUCUGAAUACGGGGCCAAGAGCCGACCCUACCUGACCCUGGAGCAGGUGACGGAGUUCAUAAACAACAAGCAGCGGGACCCGCGCCUGAACGAGAUCCUGUACCCUCCACUGAAGCCCGAGCAAGUGCAGCAGCUCAUCGACAAAUACGAGCCCAACGACAACCUGGCACAGAGAGGGCAGAUGUCGGUGGAGGGGUUCUCCCGGUACCUGAAUGGAGAGGAGAACGUGGUCAUUCCCCCCGAAAAGCUGGACCAGAGCGAGGACAUGACCCUACCCAUGUCCCACUACUUCAUCAACUCCUCCCACAACACCUACCUCACAGCGGGGCAGCUGGCAGGUAACUCCUCGGUGGAGAUGUACCGGCAGGUUCUGCUGUCCGGGUGCCGCUGCGUGGAGCUGGACUGCUGGAAGGGCCGGACUGCCGAGGAAGAGCCCGUCAUCACGCACGGCUUCACCAUGACAACGGAGAUCUCCUUUAAGGAAGUCAUCGAGGCCAUCGCGGAGUGCGCCUUCAAAACCUCGCCCUUCCCCGUCAUCCUGUCGUUCGAGAACCACGUGGACUCCCCAAAGCAGCAGGCAAAGAUGGCAGAAUAUUGCAGAUCAAUAUUUGGCGAUGCACUUCUCACCGAACCACUGGAAAAAUAUCCUCUGGAGGCGAGUGCUCCCCUGCCCAGCCCCCAGGACCUGCUGGGGAAGAUCCUGAUCAAAAACAAGAAGAAGUCGCACAAGUCUGAGGGCAGCGGGAAGAAGAAGCUGUCAGAGCAGACCUCCAACACCUUCAGCGACUCGUCCAGCGUGUUCGAGCCGUCCUCGCCCAGCACAGGAUCCACCAACCUGGAGAUUCCAGACUCCGCCCUGCAAGCCAGUCAGGAGAGCAAUGACCUCAAACCCCACACAAUCAAAUCUACAGGGGAGGCGGAGGCAGAGAGCGAUGAUGACGAUGAUGAAGACGACGACUCUAAAAAGUCCUCCAUGGAUGAGGGCACAGCAGGAAGUGAGGCUUUUGCUACAGAGGAGAUGUCCACCCUGGUCAACUACAUCCAGCCCGUCAAGUUCAACAGCUUUGAGGCUUCCAAAAAAAUCAACCGCAGCUAUCAGAUGUCUUCAUUUGUGGAGACCAAAGCCCUGGAGCAGCUCACUAAGUGUCCUGUGGAGUUUGUGGAGUACAACAAGCGGCAGCUCAGCAGGCUGUAUCCUAAAGGAACCCGCGUCGACUCCUCCAACUACAUGCCCCAGGUCUUCUGGAACGCUGGCUGCCAGUUAGUCGCCCUCAACUUCCAGACGAUAGACCUGUCCAUGCAGCUGAACCUGGGCAUGUUUGAGUACAAUGGGAAGAGCGGGUUCCGGCUCAAACCGGAGUUCAUGAGGCGCCCAGACAAGCACUUUGACCCCUUCACUGAGAGCACUGUGGACGGGAUCGUGGCCAACACUUUAUCAGUGAAGAUAAUCUCUGGCCAGUUCCUGUCGGAUAAGAAGGUCGGGACGUAUGUGGAGAUCGACAUGUUUGGGUUGCCCGUGGACACCAGAAGGAAAGCGUUCCGAACGAAAACAUCGCAAGGAAACGCGGUCAACCCCGUCUGGGAGGAAGAGGCCAUCGUCUUCAAGAAGGUGGUUCUGCCUACACUGGCCUCCCUGAGGAUAGCGGUGUUUGAGGAAGGAGGGAAGUUCAUCGGCCAUCGCAUCAUCCCCGUGUCUGCGAUCCGCCCGGGGUACCACUACAUCGGCCUCAGGAACGAGAAGAACCAGGCUCUGACUUUACCUGCACUUUUUGUCUACAUUGAGGUCAAGGACUACGUGCCUGACACGUACGCAGACGUGAUCGAGGCGCUGUCCAACCCGAUCAGAUACGUCAACCUGAUGGAGCAGAGAGCCAAUCAGCUCGCAGCGCUCACUCUGGAGGAGGAGGAAGUUAUCAGCAAGGAGGUGGAGCCCAGUGGUGACGCACCGUCUGAACCCAACAGUGACCCCAAACCCGCCCCAGCAGAGAACGGGGUGAACCAUGCCCCCUGCAUCACCCCCAAAACGCCGUCCCAGAUCACUCAUGCUCCCCAGUCCACAGGGUCAAUGAAGCCAGUGGUGAAGACUGAAGACAUCAUACAGAGUGUGCUCACAGAGGCGGAGGCUCAGAGCGUGGAGGAGCUGAAGCAGCAGAAGGCCUUCGUUCGGGAGCAGAGGAAGCAGUACAAAGAGAUGAAGGACCUGGUGAAGAAGCACCACAAGAAGACCACAGACAUGAUCAAAGAGCACACGGCCAGGUACGCGGAGUUCCAGAACGAGUACCUGCGCAGACGGGCCCUGCUGCACAAGUCCGCCAAACGAGACGGUAAGAAAAGAGCCUCGUCCUACAGCCCGGAGCACCAGCUGUCGGCCAUGGAGCAGGAGCUGGCCGCGCUGGACCUGGAGAGCAGCCAGAAGAUGGCCGAACUGAAGGAGCAGCAGCAGAAGCAGCUCCUGGACCUGCGGCAGGAGCAGUACUACAGCGAGAAGUACCAGAAACACCAGCACAUGAAACAGCUGGUGGAGAAACUGACUGCUGUGGCUGAAGAGUGCCAGGCCAACCAGCUGAAAAAACUAAAGGAGAUCUGUGAGAGGGAGAAGAAAGAAUUGAAAAAGAAGAUGGACAAGAAAAGACAGGAAAAGAUAAAUGAGGCCAAGUCUAAAGAGAAAAACCUGACAGAGGAAGAGAAGCUAGAGAUCAACAGGUCAUACGUGAAUGAAGUGGUACAAACCAUCAAACGGUUGGAAGACGCCCAGAGCAGACGGCAGGAGAGGCUGCAGGAGAAGCACAAGGACAUUCGGCAGCAGAUCCUGGAUGAGAAACCUAAGCUGCAGAGCGAGCUGGAUCAGGAGUACCAGGACAAGUUCCACCGGCUCCCGGUGGAGAUUCGGGAGUUUGUGCAGGACACCACUAAGGCCGACCACGCCCACCUGCCCCCCUCCUCCACCAAUGAGAGGCUCAGUCACAGGGCCGGCCAAUCAGAGGAGGACAUCGAGGAGGAGCCCGCAGAGAAAAUAUUCGACACACCCCUCUAAUGCUCCUGUGCUGUGUCCUACCUGUACCUGGGUAACCUGGGGCUUGGGGGGAGGGAGAGUUUUGGGUUUGUGUGUAAGAACAGGCCACAGACUGGGGGAAAUAACUGUUUACUUGAACUACUCCAACAGAAAGAAGUCUCUUACUUUACCUUCAUUAGAAUGGUUUUAACUCAUACCUGUAUUUUCAGGUGGGCGGGGCUUCGGUUCAUCCAGAUGUUAUGACGUCACUUUUAUUGAUCCGUAUUAUUGUAAUGAGUAACAGAUUUCAAUAUUAACUAUUGACAUAAUCCUUAUUAAUAAAACAGCUGUGUCUGCUGUUGCUACUACUACUGCUAGCACCAUGCAUUGGGGCCUGAGGAUUUUUAAUGAGGAAACACGGCCUGUUUCUCUGGUCCCUGUGGUUAAAACCAGGCCUUGCCUGCUGUAUAUUUGCACUGAACAGGCUCACUUUGUUCAUAGAUAUGUGCCACUGCUGAUUCGUUCGUUUUUCAUUUGCCUUGUGUAUAUGUAUACAACAUUUUUAUGUUAAAUAUUUUUGUAGUUUUUAUUUUUCAUCUUUUUAAAAAUAUUUUGAUAUAUGAUUUGUAGAUUAUUAACCUUUAAUGGGAGUAAUUUAUGGUUUUGCAUUAGGACAGCAGAGUUAUGGUUAUGUAACGAAUUCUAAGCAUGUACAAGCAUGGUGUCGCACACAGGCGUAAAUGUUACCUGUGUUUUUUCUUAUGGUGGGGGGGUUCUUUAGCUGUAGAUGUGGAUUGAAGUGUAAAUAUAGAAGUCCCUCGCAGCAACACAAAGCACUUGUUAGCACACCGCUAGCAGCCUGCCAUUGGCGCUAGUGUAUCGCAGGACCGCGCAACAGCGCUAACGUGGGGUAGCGGUGGCGCUAACGGGGGGUAGCGACGGCGCUAAUGGGGGGUAGCUGUGGCGACCGGCGGCUCACAGAACGCCGGAUAGCGGGUGAACGGGGCGAACAAGUUGGCAUGGAUACGGGGGCCCUGGUCCCAAUAUGGCCUCACAUCUCAUCCCUUCACUCGUCCUUUAAACAGUCUGUACAGACCCGGAUAUCUGUGUACCAGGGACAAGCACACGGAACGUUUACGAUCAGCAGGUGAACCAAUCGAGAGAAACUCAUUACAAUGUUAAAGGUAUUUUUAUUGGCAUUUAUAUUAAGAAAUUGAUUCAUAUGGGUAUUUUGGUAUUGAUGCUGAUAUUGACGUUAGGAUACUGAUACUGAUAUUAGGUAUUAAUUCUGGUAGUGACAUUAGUGUAUUGAUGCUCAUGUUGAUAUCAACAGUUCGACCAAUAUCUCGCAUUCACGUUUGACAUGCAAAGAAACACAGGUGGGUAUUUAUAAAGUUCGUUCUGUUAUUGCUAACUCCCCAAAAUUUUUGGACAGAUAGUGAUUGCUUCCUGGUCUAAGGGAUUAACAUUGUGUGGGAUUACCUUUUGAUCCUUGAAUGAACUGCUGGAUUUCCCAGUCUUACGGGACAGUUAUAUUGUAUUUUAUGUUUGUUAUUAUUUGUGACAGAAUACUUAAAGAUGUGGUAGACUUUCUGAUACUGCACCCUUUUUAAAAUGCACAGCUCCAUCUGAGUUCUGUUCUUUUGCUUUGUUCACAAGGUUUGAAAAUUAAGGCCUUAAAUCCAUCUAUUCUUUUCAUUCAAUUUACACAGAUGUCAGAAUCACACUAAAGGUCACAUCAAAAUUUUAAGUGUUUUUUUUUUUACAUUUUCAGUAUCAUUUUUGUAAAUUUCAACUCGAUAUUAGUCUAUAUUGGAUUUGUAUAGUAUACUGUAGAAUUAUACAGUACCUUCAGUUACUGUAGAAGCAGCGCUAACUUGCAAAGGAUAACUGUGGGAGCUUGUACAGCAUAGCAUCUGUGCUUUUUUAAAUAAAACUAUGUACAGUGCCAUAAUAAUAAUCAUAAAGCAUAUGGUUUUUUUAACACCAAGGUAAGGAAGAACAUUCUGUUUCAUUUUUAAAUUACUUGAAAAAUAUGUUUUAAGAUGUUGAUUUGGUUAACAAAAAGGUUGUUUAUAAUGUGAAAGUCUCGUGCCUUGUUUGCUGUUGAACGUGUGAAAUGCAUCAUAGUCUAAACUGCCAUGGUAUAAAAUAUGAAUGUCUGUCUGAAUAGACUGUACCUGUGUCCACACUACUGACUGUUGCUUGAGGUUAGAUUAUGAGAGAGAUUUCAAAAUGUCAGACAUGUGCUGUGUCUUUUAAAGUACUGUUAUAGGUAAUAGUUUCCAUCAAUUAGUCUAUACAUGUGUGUGUAUAUAUAUAUAUAUAUACACACACAUUUUGUGUUGUCAAAUGUGCAAUGAUGUAAUGAUAUGAAAAAUACUGACAUGACAACAUAUGAGUGGAAAAGGAAGAGGUUUAACAUAAAUGUUGCUUUUGUAAAUUGCGUUUAGAUCUUUUGUGGGUGUUGUCUUACUUUGUGAUUGUAGCUCUUCACGGUAUGAUCCGUACAGAAAAUCUUUCGAUGGAGCUUGUUGCUCUUAUUUUCAAAAUGCAUUUUUGUCAAUAGGCUGAGGAGAAAGGAUUCUAUGCAAUAUUGUGGCAUGAUGACUCUUCCAUGUGUACAUUUCUGUUCUUUAAUCACAACCUCAUGGGAAAUGCUAAUAAAUAAUAUCAUUAACGCA